AUGGGCAAGAAGGCUGGCGGGGGCAAGAAGGGCAAGGGGGGCAACCCUGGCGUCGGCAUUGACUUCAAAAAGGUCAAGCACAAGGUCGGGAAGAAGCUGCCCAAGGCCCAAAAUGAGACUCGCACAGACUUCCAGGCCCGCGCCAUCAACCUGCCCAGCCAGAGCGUCACUGUGGACAAGGCGGGCGCGGCCGUCACAAGCCGCAACCUCACGAUACAGUCCAACUCACUCCGUUAG
Molecule: messenger RNA, 237 nt
Organism: Monoraphidium neglectum
Lineage: Eukaryota; Viridiplantae; Chlorophyta; Chlorophyceae; Sphaeropleales; Selenastraceae
Exons: 2
Coding region: 1-237 (78 amino acids)
Source: RefSeq, a predicted model, not a curated record